This is a messenger RNA of Sitodiplosis mosellana (orange wheat blossom midge), 1710 nucleotides long. RefSeq lists its product as uncharacterized. Bases 196 to 1470 code for a protein of 424 amino acids. The record is from RefSeq and is a predicted model, not a curated record. The transcript is spliced from 3 exons. Lineage: Eukaryota; Metazoa; Arthropoda; Insecta; Diptera; Cecidomyiidae.
CAUGGGGAAUUGUGUUCGAUAUGGACAAAAUCAGACGGCUCAGAACCGGUUCGAAAGAGUUUUACUACAAAAUUCAAACCAACAGUAGUGCCGUGUCGGUGUUGUUUAGCAGACCCAAACGCAAAGGAGCCGGCGUGACUCUGUCUGAAAUCAAAGCAAAGUACGAAAAGCCAGUCAGCAAAGGCGGUUACAAGUAUGAAUCAGGAAUUGAUCCCGGCCAGAAAACAAAAAUGGCCUGCGUGCGUCGGACUCUCGCUACUGGAAACCAACAUCAAAUUAUCGAGUAUUCAAUAUCACUGGGGUGCGCGACAAGGAAUGCGCGACAAACAGGCAAAGAAAAUGACCAGAAAGUACGUGCUCAAAGAACAGCGCGACUUGGAAAGCUAUCCGAUCGCAUCCGUAUCGCCGCGAGGAUCACAAUGGAAAUCAUUCAUUAAGCACAAAAUCAAAAUGCUGACAGAUUCAUUGGCUACAUACGCAAGAAGAAAAUAUGCACAGCUAUCGUUGCACAAGUACAUCGAGUCUAAUCGCGAAAUGGAUUUGAUGGCUAAACACAUAACAAAGAAUGAGACAGGAGUUGUGUUCCUUGGUGAUGCGGCGUUCCCAUCAAAUUCGAAAAUCGGUGUGAAAAGAACAAAACGAACACCGGAUCAGCGAAAGUUCAUAGUUAGCCUAAAAAAGAACGGCAAAACGGAUGUUGUGCUUACACCAGAGCCGUAUACAUCACAAACCUGUGCCAAUUGCUUGCGGCGAUUUCCAAGAAGCACAAAAAGUGACCGAUUCAAAGUAUGCAAAGAUUGUCGCCCACACAAGGAUGUGAGACUCCCACCGGUUAUCGUGACUGAUCGAAGCAGACGGCGCAAGCAACGUGAUCGAAAACAAAAUGCCAGCCAAAAGCCAACAGCAAAUGUAACUAGAGCCGAAAGAGCUGAGAAGCACCGGGAAGAGCGUCGAAGUGAGCGUGAAAGCCACAAUCCAGAGCAAUUGGAUACCGAAGAGGCAGUGAGACGGUACAAUCGACGCAUACGACGGCGUGAACUACGUCAACGACGUCGAGUUGCAGGCCAUCGCAGCCGUAAAGUAACCAAACAGCCGGAAGCGGAAUCCGAUUUGCCGGGUUUUGAUAAAAUUGGUGACACAAGUAUUUGCAAGAUUCGUAUCAAAAAUCGUAAGGCCAAACCACAAUUAUGGCAGCGAAUACAUUACGAUGCAACUGAUAAAGGAAUUGGGGAUUUGGGGUCAAAGAAAAUAUUCUUCCAGAAAAAAUGGCACUCAAGCCCAAUGAAUGAUCAGAACGCUUUUACUGUUACUUGGCAUCGUGACAUCUGUGCGGCGAAGUGCAUCUUGUACAGAGGCCGUUGUAUGGUUUUCGACUUGAAUGUGCACGAAUCAUUUGUGUUACCACCAGAAAGGAUAUGGCCAAAAUGUCGAGAUGACCAAUCGAGAUGGCCAAUCAAAUGCUGUCGAUGAUAAGUAGAGCGUAGAUUAAGAGGAUAAAAUAAAACAUUAACGAUUAGUUAAUUUCAAAGCUUGAUUUUUGUGGCUUUGUACAUUAAAAUGUGUGUGCAAAUACACGAUGUAAUACGGCUUAAGCCCGUAGGUAAGUUGUUGUAUGUAAGAUUUUCUCAGUCAGUUGGUCAAUUUUAAUAUCCACACCAAUAUUUACCAAAGUCAUAAAUGGACCUAGUUCAAGAGAAGCGUACAGUUGGA